AGCUCCGGUGGGCUUGGGCGGUUAAGGACGUCCGGACACGCGGUCACUCAGGACGCGCGGACACGCGGUCGCUGAGGACCCACGGACACGCGGCCGCUGAGGACGCACGGACACGCCGUUGCGCUCCCGGUGUGGUUCGCGCGCUGGGAAGCCGCCGAGGAGAGGCAGGCGGCGUGCAGCGAGCUUCCCUUUUUUUUGCAUUCCAAGCGUUUUCUUGGCUUUAAAAGCCUUCCCGCGGGCUCUGGUCCAGGCAGUUUUCUCCCUUUUUCUGGCAGCUUUGAGGGGGAAAAAAGAAAGAAAAGGUGUCAUUUCUUUGCUUUCCUCUUGGGCAGCUGGUGCCUGUAGGUGUUUAGCGAGGCCUAUUGCUCGUCCUCGCCGGAACGGCAGAGCUGGACCGCGUCGAAGUACAACUGAACACGAGGGAGAAACGAAAUAGUAGAUUCAAGUACUGGCAAGUCUUAAUUUCUGUGAAGUGUGCGUGUGGGAGUAGCUGGUAAAGAAAUGUACAGCAGAACUAAGGGUCCCUCUUUUCUUGUGCCUUUUUGAAUAUCUCUGUAGUAAAGAUGUCCCUUGAUCACCACAUGAUGAAUAGCUCCAUGUCACCAACCUUGCAUCCUCCUGAACAUCACCACUCUACAGCAGCUCCAGAACAUAGUCAUGGAUCUGGGAUGAUGAUGAUGGCAAUGACUUUCCACUUCAGCUAUGAGAAUGUGCCACUGCUGUUUUCUGGACUUACAAUCAAUACUCCUGGAGAAAUGGCUGGUGCCUUUGUGGCUGUCUUCUUCCUAGCCAUGUUUUAUGAAGGCCUAAAGAUUGCCCGAGAAUGUCUGCUCCGUAAAUCCCAGGUCAGCAUUCGCUACAACUCUAUGCCAGUGCCAGGUCCAAAUGGCACCAUAUUGAUGGAGACACAUAAAACUGUUGGACAGCAGAUGCUGAGCUUCCCUCACCUCCUGCAGACUGUACUGCACAUCAUCCAAGUUGUGGUCAGUUACUUCCUUAUGCUGAUCUUCAUGACGUACAACGGCUACCUCUGUAUAGCUGUGGCAGCAGGGGCAGGGAUGGGCUAUUUCUUCUUCAGCUGGAAAAAAGCAGUUGUUGUGGAUAUCACUGAGCACUGCCAUUAAUACUGGAGGCUGCCCAGGAGCCUCUCCACCUCUGCGCUCUUGAAAUGUAGCCAUCACAAGGACUGGAUCAUUCCUAAGCUGAAAGAGAAACAAUAUAAUCAAUCCAAGUUCACCACAAGUUCCUAGCUGGGUUGUAGGGAUGUGAGAAGCUGGGGUAUGCUGCUCCCUCAGGCUGCAGGCUGGCGGCUUGGCUGACUCUUGAGGAUCCCAUGGUAGCCGUUCUUAGCUAGGAUUUGCUUUAUUCUUAGAUCAUGCUGUGAUUGAAAUUAGUUGGCUAUCAGAAAUGUAGAGGUUAUUCUUUUUUUUUUUUUUUUUUUUUUUUUAAAAAAAUUAUUUUUAAACUGUAAAUGCUUAUCUGAGGGUUUUGUGAACAGUUGGUAAAGAUCAAAGUUGCCAAUGGAGCCUGUGUGCAAAUGACUAUUUUAAUUUUUUUUUAAUAUGUACAUAAUGCUAGGGGAGGAGAUUUCCCUGGUCUUGUGGCUUUUGGGGCCAAUGGCACCUUCUAAUUCAGUUCUGAGAGCAGGGUUCCACAAGAUGCAGCUGCUAGGAAAGACCUGGUGCUGCACCUGAGACAGGCUCAGGUCUGUCCUGGCAAGUGAGCAUCCUGACAGGAGUCUGUGAGCCCUGUACUUCUGGGAGUCUGGAGGAUCUGUCCUCCAAGGCCAUCAGAGUACGAUGAGUGUGGUUUAGUCGUCUGAUGUAUCCAGCAGCAUUAUUCAGCUUUCAGCACUAACAUUGUAGUGCAGCUGCUUUCACUUCCUGAUCAUGGAAAUGUACUGAGUAGGUGCAGGACAAUAACUGCAUAUUCAUAGGACAAAAAAAGAUUUUAAAUAAACCAUUGAAUGCACAUUGACUUCAUGUUACAUUGCAGCUGGAUGGAUCUAGAGCUAGACUUUCAGUUUACUAAAACUCAUUCUGUAAAAGAGACAGAGCCUAAAUAAUAUUUUUGUGCCGCUAGAGGUUAAAAUGUCUGAAGGGGGCAUUCCUUAGUUGAGAUGAAGGAAAUAAAACAACUAUGUUCCUGUGAAGGGAAGAUUGGGGAAGACAAGAAAGCAGCCUUCAAUCUGCUCUUCUCAGGUGAAACUUGAAGCAGCUUGGGCUGAUUUAAAAAAAAAUCGUGACCCAAGUGACUCUUCUUUGUCUUAAUAAUCAUGCUAUGACCAUGCUAGCUUGUAGGUGCAAGAUUCGUCAGUGCCAGUGGUAGAAAGGUACAGUAGCUCAGUAGAAAAGCUUCCCAUUCAGGGCUGUGAGCUCUGCAGAUUUAUCAGACAGAAGAGGAUAGCUUCCAGGAUGGGUAUUGCCCAGAGAACACUUUGGGUUUUCUAGGGAUCAGUUUUGGUUUGGCACUUCGUUAGGAAGCAGCUUCCUGCAGUAGGGAAUGCUGUUCUGUUAGAGUGUGGUGCAAAGCUGGAGCCUUCCCUCGGCCCAAGACACCUUCUUCAGGACUGUAAACGGCUGAAAGGGAAGGCAGUGGGAUCUUCAGAAGGCCAUUGAAAACUGGUGACUGGGAUGUGCCCUGGGGACAGGGAAUCCUGUUGAAGUGAAAGUAACAUCUGAAAGAUGCUAUGAGCUGCACUGUUAGCAGCCAUGGAAGGAACGCUGACUCUUGUGAAGGGGAGUUAGGUUCCUUUAACUUGUAAACUUUAAAGGGCAAGGCUUAUCCCUGUGUAUGUGGGUUUUUCAGUGUGCCGGUGCUACUACUACUACUAAGCCCAUUCACGAUCUACCACUCUCUUUGAAAAGCAAUAGGAAAUCUGUUAUUGCCACUGCCAGGCCUUUUGCCAGGAUCUUGUAUUGCACCACCUAAGGUCAGCCUUCCUGUAGAUGAUGCCAGGCAUUUAUUUGGACAUUUUGUUUUCUUUCGGCAGUGCAAAUACAGGGAAAAAAAAGAGAUGAAUUAAAAUAAAGUUCAGGCUUCAAAGGAGCUUAUUUCUGUAUUAAAUCCACAUUUAAAUGAAAGUAGCACGGCUGCUUUCAUUGAAAGAUUCUGGUCACCUCCUGACAAAAGAGAUAGGAAAAGCUUUUCCCUAGUCUGGUCUUCAAAGGGAGUCUGUAACACUGCAGAAAGACAUGCAUUUCUAGACUGAUGCCCUCUCUCUACAUCUGUCACAAAGGUAAAAAUCCUCUGUGCUUUCUAAACGAUAGUGUUUUGUUGCAAGAGAGGAAAACGAGGCCCUUCCAGAGAGCUGGAGGAAAUCUUAAUGCUUGUUGGAGAAACCAGAAGCAGUUAAGCACUGAAGUUGCUUGUUUAUGUUUUGAACGCUUUAUACUGUGGAGACUUAAUCUGUGAAGGAGUUUGGAGCUCAUAUAUGCUCCGACUGGUUUCUCUUGAACAAACUGGAGUUGUUACCAUUACAGGGUGGUGUUGCGAAGAAAACGAGACAUCACCACACAUUCAAUGUGAAUGCUAGAGAAUGUCUGUCUUACAGAUUAGAUCCCAUAGUUAUGCUCCAGCUGUUCACCUGUAAACGGUGAUUGCCCGGGCUUCUUGCUGCAGUCCUGCUGCGAGUGAUUUGUUCAGCUGGAGUCCCUUCCGGAUGCUCCUGUCAGCGCUUGUUCGACCCUAUCACGUCGGGGUCACCAUUUGAAGGGAUUGAUUGCACGGACUCCUGAUAGGUUCUGAUCAGAAGACGUUUAUCCAUAUCAGAAGGCAAAAUAUAUAUAUCGAUACAGUAAGCACGAGUUGUGCACGCGACAUACACAGCGCAGUGAUUGGGUAUACAGCGACAAGCACACGCUCCAGCUACUAAAGCGAUUGAUUAUACCCCUUGAUACAAUUUUCUCACAAGCAGACACCACAGUUAUCUGCUUGGCUCAUAUUCUGCAUUCUUGUUCUGUUUCUCACAGCACACCUGCUUCUAGUCUCAGUUGAAGGACGGGUCGCCUAGCUCAGUGUCUAACAAACCUCACAGGGUGGGGUCUCCGGCGGCUUCGUACGCUGACACUAAUAAUUUAAUAUACCUCUAGACUUGCUAGAUCUUCCUCUAAAAUAAAACCUGUGCUUGGCGUGAUCAUCCUGCUGCUGCUGAAGCUUUUUAGCCAUCUUUGCUUUUGUAUUCAAGUGACCGGACUUAGACCUGUGUCAGAGAUGCAAUAUGCAAUAGUGGCUCUUCCAAUAUAAAUUCAAUUCAUCCGUUAGCUCUUCUGCGUCAUUCUAGAUGCAGCACCUAAUCCCUCCAAAUUGUUUUUAUCAUUGACAAUGAGCGCUUCAGCCUUCAAAGGGUUCAUCUCCUUCUCACGCUCAUACAGAAGAGGGCACACAGCUUGCUCCCAGGGUGCAGAAAGGAAGUGGCACUGGCUUAACAGUGGUCUCUUGAGGAGCAGGAAACUGGGCAGAAGACUCCAAAGUUCCUAACUUGUGCCCCAGCAACUUACAGAAGCUUGUAAGAAUGACCAUUUGAAUGUUGGGCAAUACCACAGUUAGAAAUGGGAGAUGGGAGUCCAGGCUGGCGCUGGGAGGAAUGGCCCAAGGGAAGGUCUGAAGAGAAGAUAGUUGAGGAGAGAAGAUGGCACUCCUAAAGAAUAAGCUCUCUGCAGUAGGGACUGUGUUUCCUCACCGUUGUCUGUAGAUGUGCUGCUUUUGCACAUAGUGGAGGAGGGCUGUAUCCUCUGUGCUUCUGAGCUUGCUGGAAUAGGGAUGUCUCUAGUCCCUGUUUGCCUCUGAGCUUUGGCCAUGCUUUCUUUGUUAGUGGUUGACAAUCCAGAGAAGCCACCUACCUCCCUGUGUCCCAGCCUCCCUCUAGUCCCCUGUGUGCCACAGGCUGCUCUGUUCUUGGCCCAUGUUGCUGUUCACUUUGUCGGGCUCUGAGCAAAACUUGGCCUCCUUGAUGAUAACUUCUACUGACUGCUUUUGCUGCAGUCCCAGCCUUUCUGUUGGCUGUAUUUGAGGUUGUCCUGAUGUUAACACUAGACUUGCAUUAAGUAGUGCAUGGAGGGAGGUGAGGACUCCAACGAUUACUAGACUUGGGGAAAUUAAUUCAUGCAUCAACACCUAUGUAGCAAGCUUAGAAUGCAAUGUCCUGUGCCUGUCUUCUUGGACUGUGCCUCUGGAUUAUCAUCUUGGAAGACAGUGCACAAAAUACCAGGCUGUUCAUUGGCUGGCUUUUGUUUUUUUCCCUCUCGCUCCCUGAGUGCCUUUUCAGUUGAUCUGAAGCCAGUCCCAACAAAUCCAGCAGGACAUACAGUUUUGUUUACAGUGGACCGUCACUUUUGUUUUUACUCUUGCUUGUUGUGGAGGUAACUUGUCUAAUGUUACUGUGAAUAUCAAGAAUCCCCUGUAAAUAAUUAGCCAAUAAAAUAGAUUGCAUUUUA
Rhea pennata is the source of this 5435-nucleotide messenger RNA. It is a transcript of the gene SLC31A1, whose product is annotated as solute carrier family 31 member 1. Lineage: Eukaryota; Metazoa; Chordata; Aves; Rheiformes; Rheidae. The transcript is spliced from 6 exons. Gene Ontology annotation, biological process: copper ion transmembrane transport. Gene Ontology annotation, molecular function: copper ion transmembrane transporter activity. The record is from RefSeq and is a predicted model, not a curated record. The coding region runs from base 564 to 1124 and encodes 186 amino acids. Gene Ontology annotation, cellular component: plasma membrane.